This is a messenger RNA of Hypomesus transpacificus, 3565 nucleotides long. It is a transcript of the gene acads, whose product is annotated as acyl-CoA dehydrogenase short chain. Gene Ontology annotation, molecular function: flavin adenine dinucleotide binding. The record is from RefSeq and is a predicted model, not a curated record. Gene Ontology annotation, biological process: fatty acid beta-oxidation using acyl-CoA dehydrogenase; butyrate catabolic process. Bases 71 to 1288 code for a protein of 405 amino acids. Gene Ontology annotation, cellular component: mitochondrion. The transcript has 10 exons. NCBI's taxonomy places the organism in Eukaryota, Metazoa, Chordata, Actinopteri, Osmeriformes, Osmeridae.
GGUUCCACCACACACACACACACACACACACACACAAGACAGAGUUGCACAAGCAAGCUGAAGAGUAAUAAUGGCAGCACUUUUCAAAGCAAAGAAAGCCCUGGGGCUGUGUCUAAGUGGCUGCCGUGGACUAACACAGCUUGCCGAGCUACCUGAGAUGCACCAGAUGCUCAGGCAGACAUGUAGAGACUACGCCGACCGAGAGCUAGCUCCUAUUGCCGCGCAACUAGACAAGGAACACAGGUACCCUGCCAAACAGGUACGAGAGCUGGGUGAGAUGGGCGUGAUGGCCAUCGAGGUACCAGAGGAGCUGGGGGGAGCUGGGAUGGACUACCUGGCCUACAGUCUGGCCGUGGAGGAGAUCAGUCGAGGAUGUGCCAGUACAGGAGUGGUGGUUUCUGUCAACAACUCUCUCUACAUCGGCCCUGUGUUGAAGUAUGGAACAGAGGAGCAGAAACGGGAGUGGAUUCCUCCCUUCACCACAGGAGAGAAAGUUGGCUGCUUCUCCCUCAGUGAACCAGGUAACGGCAGUGACGCGGGGGCGGCGUCCACGCUGGCCCAGCAGGACGGAGACGAGUGGGUGCUGAACGGGACCAAAGCCUGGAUCACCAACAGCUGGGACGCCUCCGCCACGGUCGUCUUCGCCACGACCGACAAGAAACUCAAACACAAGGGCAUCAGUGCUUUCCUCGUCCCCAUGCCUCACCCGGGCCUGUCCCUGGGCAAGAAGGAGGACAAGCUGGGCAUCAGGGCGUCGUCCACCGCCAACGUCAUCCUGGAGGACUGCAGGAUUCCACUGGGCAACAUGCUGGGCCCCCGAGGGGCAGGGUUCAAGAUCGCUAUGCAAACUCUGGACAGUGGGCGUAUCGGUAUAGCUUCCCAGGCCCUUGGUAUCGCACAGGCUUCCCUAGACUGCGCUGCGGACUACUCCCACAAGCGCAUUGCGUUUGGCGCCCCCAUCGGCAAGAUGCAGGCCAUACAGUUUAAACUGGCCGACAUGGCCGUGGCGUUGGAGAGCGCUCGCCUGCUCACCUGGAAGUCAGCGCUGCUACGAGAUGCCAAGAUGCCCUACUCGAAGGAAGCAGCCAUGGCCAAACUGGCUGCGUCCGAGGCUGCCACCUUCUGUGCUCACCAGGCCAUCCAGGUUUUGGGAGGAAUGGGUUAUGUGACGGACAUGCCAGCGGAGAGACACUACCGGGACGCUCGCAUCACAGAAAUCUACGAGGGCACCAGUGAGAUCCAGAGACUGGUCAUCGCCGGACAGCUACUCAAGGAAUACCAGCAGUAGCAUUCAGGCUGUGCUCUGGUUGGAAGUAGCCUUUCAUAUGGAUCUAGGAUCAGGCGAUCUCACCACGGGUCCGAACCCUUCAUCAUCCAGAUAUUGACUAGAGAUACUGUAUGGGCUAUCAUCCAGUCCAUCAACACCAAAGGGCUAUUACAGUCGGAACGGCUGGGUUCCAACACCCAGUACGUCUUUGAGUUUCCGAUCUGCUGCUCUCCCUCAUCCCCCCAUUUGAAGAGUAACCGUGAUAAAACGCCCCUUUCAAGAACAUUUAUUGAUGUGAUAAGACUAACCUGCCUUACAAACGUUCAUCUUUUGCUGUGCCUGCAACCCGGAUUCCUUAGAUAUUAGGACGACAGCUGACUUUUGCUCCGAGAAUCUGGGGAAAUCAUCAAGUACUAAGACUUUGAAGCUGUUUCUCGCACCAUCUGUUGUUUUUGUGUGUGUGUGCUGUAAUACCCAUUCUUACAAGAAGGGGGCAGCGAUGCAUCUCAGCUGCCUUUUUCCCCUUAAACAUCACCAGAGCGCACACCACACUUGAAGGAUGGACACUGGUUCAGGAUCUACAUAGAUGUGUUUGAGACCAGACUGCUUUUAGGUGGAUGGAGCCUUACUGUGACUCUGUCCAUCUAUUGCCAUGUCGUAGGCGAGUGGUAGCCAAACAGCGGAGUCUAAGAACAUGUCUGGUCAACUUUUGAUUGCAUCAAAAUGGUGUAAGCCUACCAGGUUAUGAUCCUAAAGUUUGCGGUUUGAUCCGAAGCAACGUUUAGUGCGGGAGUUUCAAUCACUGUCAACUUGAUCUGUUUGAUUAUUUAAGACUGUGCUCUGUGUAGCGCAUUGUAGGACGUGAACUGCACAGUCCUGGCCUGUGCCUCAACAAACUGCUAAUGUACAUAUUUUACAAAGUUAUGAAGCAAAAGGAAAAUAAAAUCAAAAGAUCUCAUCUGUGAGUUGUCCCUUUAUUGUAAAUGAGAUGAGUACUGUAGUGCACAAGCAGGGGAUUGUCUUGUAGCCGUGUGCGCACUCAUGGGAUGAAAUAGGCCCCUGCACAGUCUGGGCUUGAUGUUAAACAAUGAAUAAUUGAUGUCCCAGGCAGUCAUACAAAAAAGUCAAGAUUCUGCUACCUGCUCGCAGAGGACAUUUUGAACUAGGGAGUCAGAUGGCUGAGCGGUGAGGGAGUCGGGCUAGUAAUCAGAAGAUUGCUGGAUCGAUUCCCCGCCGUGCCAAAUGACGUUGUGUCCUUGGGCAAGGCACUUCACCCUACUUGCCUCGGGGGGAAUGUCCCUGUACUUACUGUAAGUCGCGCUGGAUAAGAGCGUCUGCUAAAUGACUAAAUGUAAUGAACUCACAUUGAUCUCUUUGUUUGUCAUUAGACAUUAAACUAAGCUGCUCUGUACAGGGUGUACAACCAAGGCAUCGAGGAAGUGUAUGCUAACGCAAUCAGGAUCUCUCAUCACAUCUCUUCCUCCAGUUUGGUGCUGUCGGUAUUCUCUCCACAGAUGAUAUCAGGGAGUAGACCUAAUGUGUUCCCUGUCCCUGUACAAGACUGGGUUACUGGGGCAGAGGUCACGGUGUUUGUGAUUUCCACAGUACACAUGCAUGUGUAUGGGUUUAUCAGGGAGUCUGGCUUCCUUCCUGUUGAUGUGUGGUGCUCUCACACGAUCCUGUUUGUUUGGUGUGUUCCACUGGGCCAAGUCCUCUAACUAGGUCAAGUUUCCUGGUCUUCCUGCAGAUCCUGGUCAUGAUACAGUGGAUUGCAUGCGUGCUGUUGAAUUGGCCUUGCACGCUCCUACUUGCAUAGUCAUGUCAGAGACAUGGAUUUGUAAGGAUUCAGACACACACUCAAAAGAUGUUUUUCUGUGUUUUUAUUUCUCUUUGGGGUGAUUGUGUGCCUUUGUUAGGCCUACAUUAUUUUGUGUUUUACUGCUGUACAACCUAUUGUCCCAUGUGGGGACAAAUCAAGUUUCCACUUACAACUUGAAAAAGUGUAAAAAUGCUUGUACAAUAUUGUUUAUUACAAAAACGGAUAUACAACAAUACAUUGUGGAAGAAAACAAUCAUUUGAUACACAAAAACUGCAGAGCAAAUGCAUUCGAAAACAAUCAUUUGAUACACAAAAACUGCAGAGCAAAUGCAUUCAUAUGUAAAUGAGUCCCUUGGAUUACAAUAGGAAAUCACAUUGGUCUGAUCAGGCUACGCUACAAAGGAAGCAUCUAUGUGGAAACAGACAGUCUAAAAAGUACAUCUGUCAGGACGUGACUAUUAAUAACCAGACACUGGACA